AGCCAUCAUCCCAGAAGAGUCAAUUGCUACCCCCUGAUAUGGUUCUACUCCCCGACAGUUUUUUGGCUGAGCCAGGGAAUUCACUAGUAGCCUGAGUGCGAAAAAAGAAGAACGUUAUCUUUGAAGUAGAUUCCGAAAGCUUGCUUUCCAUUUAGCUAGAGAUAUUUGAAUCCGAGUAAUGUGCAGCCAGCAUCAAGUUUAACUCUUUCUCUUUGAGGCUGAGGUGCUUCUCGCUUCUGAUUCAUACAAAUUACUUAACGGAACAGAAUACAUCAAUCCUCCCAGAACAAUGCCGCGCGUUCAGUGUUAUGUGUAUGACAUCUCACAUAUGAGAUCGCAAAACGUCCAGGCCACGGAGUUGAGAAUCCUUUUUGCUGUUGCGCAGCUUUGAAUGGGAAACUUUCUUCCUUGCAUGAAGGGCUAAAGCCACGUUCUUUUUCAAGGACGGUCCAGUCCAGAGACAUGACGAACAACAGGUUCCGUGCAGUACAAAGUUGGAAAUGUGUAGUACUACUGCUGAAGCACGUCGCAAAAGGCAUGACACGUGCUGUCUCCACGGAACAUAUUUUUUGUUCGCAUGUUAACAAUCACUAGCUCUCUCAUCUGGGGUAGGGGCGUUUUUUCCAUUUCACACCGCAGGGAAUGGCGAGGAUGAUGAGCAUGCCGCUGCUGGGAAAGCAGGUAGAAGAACUUCUCAUUUUUGCUAGGCGAUGUCCACGUUUUGUCAUGCAUGCAUAACUGAUAUUGCUCUUCAAUAUCGAUUUCUAUUGUUUGUGGUUGAAAAAUUUUUUCCGAAUUUCAAUCGUUUCACCACUUGUCAGGUUGACAUCAUCCCCCACACGGGAAUCGUCUGCUUCGGCUAUCAAGAGGAAAAGUGCCCUCCUGGCCUUUGGUUGAAGGAAUGUAAUGUGUUUUGCAAUGACAAAGUUUGUGUUUAUUGAGUUUCAAACCAACGGAAAUGUGAUACCCUUUUGCGCUGCGACCCUGCGACUGUCUCUGGAAUCUAACUGGAUAGUCGUUUGUUACUUAGCAGAGCCACGGGGGGGCCCUUUUUCUUUUUCCGUCCCAUACCACGAAAGAAUACUUUUUCGGCGGCGGUGUUUGCGUGACAGCCGCGGGGCAGGCCAUUCCCAUGCGGCCGUGCGAGGUGCUGGAGUUCGGGGAAGCGACCAAAACCGAAGCGGAACUGAACGCUUUUUUGGCGGAAAUUUCGCCCCGCUUCACCCAGCAGACCUACAACUUGCUGAAGCACAAUUGCAAUCACUUCGCCAACGAAGUGUCGAAGUUUCUCUGCGGUAUCGUGAUUUGUUUUCGACGACUUUGUGUGUACACAAUUUUUUCCAUCUUUUUUGCUUUUUCUAUGCUACUUAAAGAUGUUGCCGUCUAUGAACCGCUGAGCGCCGAGUCAUAAUUACAGAGAAUGUUUACAACGUUGACGAAACUGCUUCAGGUACUCCUGUGCCCGACCGCAUAGUGAACGUCGCGGACGAAGUAUUGGAAGAAAAAUCAUCGCGGUUCACAUCCCAUGCAUGAUUUUAUUUCUCUUUUUGCACGAGGCAAAGCGAAUGAAUUUGCUAAGUAUGCAGCUUAUCCACUGUCUUUACAUAUUUAGGUACUUGAAUUUUUGCGAAGGAGAAAUAACUACUUACAACGGCUGCGAUGUUGAGGUUUUUUAACUUUAUAAAAAGCCUUGUCCACACCGCAAGGCCAGCAGCUCCGCGGCUUGAUCGAGGGUUUCGAGACCCAAAUGCGGCAGAAUAACGCGGCCAAUACCUUCAACCCAUUCGGAAAUACGAGCAGCUCCGUGCCAACACCAGGAGUUGUGCCCGGGACAGCACCGGUAUGUUUCAUGUUAAGCAGGAUCAUGUUGCGUGAUGUAUAAUGGUGAUAGAUUUUCCGCGUACUUUUUUUGGGGUAAAAGAAAAAGCUAAGCCAUAACAAGAAGAUGUAUUCAUCUUCGCACUGGAGGCUUGCAUUUCGUAAGUAGUUGCAAAGGUUUGCUUGUCAAAGACUUGAUGAAUAAUUUAUUCAGGCCACCUCCUCCACCGCGUCCGUGUCGUUUGACGAUUUUGAUUAUCAAAUGUAAAAAUCUCUGGUUCUGGAAGGAUGCAACCUGUGAUGCGCAUUUCAGAACACGCAAAAAUCUCUCAUGCAUAGGCAGCAAAAGCUGCCCACUUUCUGUCACCAAAAUGGGGAAUUCGUCAUGCGGGUUCGGCAUUGCGGAAGCUUCUCGAAACCUGUGAUGCUAGAGCUUCCAUGCCAGACCUUCCGUGUCAUGCAGAAACAGCAUGACUCUCCCGGACCCAGACAUUUUUGCAAUCCAUAUCGAUCGCGCGUUGUCCGAGGUGAGCAGCCUGUCGGACGCGGAGCAGAAGCGGGCCUGCUUUUUAUCAAAUGUAAAAAUGUCUGGGUCUGGAAGAAUGCAACUUGUGAUGCUGCAUUUGGGUUCCAAAAAAAUCUCUAUUGCAUGAGCAGCAAUGGGAAUGCAAUUUUUGCUACGCGGAGAGGGCAUUUGUCAUGCGGAAUAGGCAUCAAGAAGCCCUCAACAAAUCUGUUAUGCUAGGGCAUGCAUCACAGACAUCAGGGCUUAUGCAAAACAUGCAUGACAAGUCUCAGAAUCUUUCAGACCCAGACAUUUUUGCAAUCCAUACUUUUCCACGCUGAACAAGAUGUGCAGCAACAUCGUGGACAAGCCGAGCGAGGAAAAGUUCCGAAAGAUUAAGAUGGAGAACCCGGCUUUCAACAAAAAGGUCGCGGAGUGUCUGGGCGGGACGGAGUGCAUUCUCGCCAUGGGGUUCGCGCCCGAGGAGAUAGAGGGGGUGGACUACUGGGUCUACGAUCCGUCGAGGCUGCCGAUAGACGCUCUGCGCAUCUGCUGCUCGAAGCUCUCCGCCGCGGAAUCCAAACUCCCCGCCGCACCCAGGCCCCAGCAGCUCUUAUCGACUGAAAGUGAGCUAGUAGCAUCCAAGGAAAUGUGUAUGUUUGCUAUUUGUAUAAUCAAACCGGAACUGCUGCAAAAGGUUUGCGUUUGCCUUGCAGGUGCCGCAGAUGUUGUAGGCGUAGCAGAGGGUAAUUUGCCCACUCCACAAUUAUCAUGUACUUAUGCAGCUAGCUUCUUUCCACUUGAUAGUUCCCGGGUGCAGCUGGGAAUACUGCAGGAGGUUUCGGGGGAGCUGCUGCGCCAAUGAGGUACUACCGUUCUUUCCCUAUUUUGCUUCAUCUCUAAGUACGACGUACGCUAGAGACAACGUCCUGAGUUCGCCAUUUAUUUUCCGCCAGACGCGAAUCAUCGAAGAUUGUUCCUUUACUUGGUUCAACUUCAACCACACAGCGCGACCGGCGGGAUGACAAAUCCACUCCUGAACAACCUCGGCGGCGGGAUGCCCGGUAUGGGUACGCCCGGCGGGGGGGCACCCCCGGGCGGCAUGGGGAACAUCCCGCCCGGCAUGGCGCAGCAGGCACAGCAGAUGAUGGCCUCCAACCCGCAGAUGGCGGCGCAGGCGCAGGCACUGAUGAACAACCCGCAGGCCAUGCAGCAAAUGAUGAAUGAUCCGCAGAUACAAGCUUUGAUGAACAAUCCCCAGGCGAUGCAAAACAUGAUGAACAUGAUGGGGAACAAUGGCGGUCCCGGGCGAUGACGGUAAAUAAAGAUCAUGCUGUGCUGUAGUGCUACUCCUACUUCUAGGUGUUAAAAACACGAAACACACGACCUUGGCCAUGAAGCAAAAGCUGGAAGAAGAUCCGGCGAUUGCAGGCCACCUUUCCCGUGAUGGCGUUCCUGCUGGAAACCUCAUUCAAGAGUUAUUGUCCUUCUGCAUUUGGAAACGCAGGAAAAAUCGAAGGUCUGGACACACAUGUGCCGUUGCUUCUUGAUUUGAAAGUUCAUAACGGUGAUGUUAUUCGCAGUUAUUUUCGUAGUUUUCCUGUUUGUUUUCCUGUGAUGUUCCAAGAAGACAUUUGCUUGGGAAAGAAAAACCAGAGACCUCGAUGAUCUUUUGAAGUCUGAGUUUUCUUUGGACUUCUUGCAAAGCCGUGACAUUGAAAAUUAGAGAAAAGUUAGGUCGUGCCCCGUCCCUUCGGGAGUAUGAUUGUGUUUGGAAUUGUUCCUGUUUAGUAUGCUUUUGUGGCUUGCAAUUCAUUGCAUGUGCUGAAAGGGAGCAAUUAUGGCCUGCCACGUAGGUGAAGGAACAGAAUUCUAAAGCCUUGAUGAUAUGCGUCGUCAGGCUUCGCUCGUUUUCGUGUCUCGGAGUACUCGGUGUGGAAGUAAACGUAGCAAGAGAGAUGGAUCGGUACAUGAGUGUCUCUUUGUCAAGGUUCUCGUGCACAAAAGGAAAGAAAAUAGGAAAAUCGCUUUAUUGCUUCGGUGCCGUUCAUUGUGCGUCGUGCAAAGCAGAUUCGAGUUUUGUAGUGCGAAUUCGUGAAAAAA
Molecule: messenger RNA, 4426 nt
Organism: Amoebophrya sp. A120
Lineage: Eukaryota; Dinophyceae; Syndiniales; Amoebophryaceae
Source: the annotation of a GenBank genome assembly